GCAGAUCCGUCUCCAGCGCCCGGACUGAGAGCAUCUGAAAACCGGACGUACAGAGAGCCCCCCCACACACACACACGCACACGCGCGCGCGGAUUUAUCAGCUGUUCGACCUCAAACCGGGAUCUUACUUUGUGGAGAAAACCUGAGUCUCCAUCUGUGUUUUAAUUUCUCUUCUUCAAAGAUCGAAGCUGGAUUAUUUUCCUCCUCCUUUCUGACUCUGCGUUCGUGGAGAUCGGAGCUCCCACUGUGGACUCUCUCUCUCUCUUUCUCUCUGUGUUUUCUCGGUUUGUUGGUGCAGCAUCAGAGUUUCAUCGAUAAUCUGCAGAUUUCCUGAAAGAUUUUAAACUUUUUUUUAAGUUUGUGUCCCGGAAUGACGCGCUGACGCACCUGAGGGAAGAUUUACACACAGAAGUAAGUUUGCAUCUCUAAGUUAUUUCAAAGGUUUUAUCAGAGAUUUUGAUUAUUUUUAAGUAUUUGAAGAACUGUUUGUUCACACCUGUGUUAAAUACACGGAAUUCCUCAUGCAUGGCUUUACAUUUGGCCAGUUUUCUGCCUGUGAUUUCAACAAAAUAAUCACAGAAAACUUACAGUUUGGUUGAUUUAUUUAAUCGUGGAUCAGGAAACUCACACUUUAUUGAAGAUAAUGAACUAAAAAAACAGAAAACACAUGAUUGAUGGUGAGAAACAGAUCAAAUGUGGCUACAAAGAUUUCAUAUUAAGCAUCAAAACCCAAAGAAGUCCUGAACCUUGACUGAAAAUCCUAAAGAUUUCUCUGUAAGGACAGCUCAUGUCUGCGUGUCACCUCCUUUAUCACCGCUCCUCCGUCUGUCCAUCAGAAAAGAAUUAGUCAGUUUUAUUUCCUGUAAAGAUGACUACACCCUCCAUCUCCUUAAAGGAGCAGUCUGUGACAUUUAGGGACAUCCAACAAGAAGGAUACAGAUCGCAGCCACUCCCCUUAAAGACACGAGAGCUCCUCCUGAGAGCCAGAGAUCGGGUUCAUCGAUGGGACUUAAACUCAGUAUUCAUGCCAUGUCUGCUAAUAUAUUGGAUCUUCUCAUGAGGUUUUGGCAACAAGUCCUCCAAUCCAUUAUGACCAUGGGUCAUUUUAUUCAUGCACUGAAAUACAACCCAGUGGAGCGCUUACUAACGAGUGCCUCUGCCGGUUGACUGAGGUACCACACGGGCCUUUUGUAUGACUCAUGGAGAAAUAUAAAUGGUAAAUAUGACUCUUACCAAUCACCAAAUUCAGUUUUAACAACAUUUUAGACGAGAACAUAGUUGUUAAAAUUUAAAAUGUGCCGUUACUUUAUCUCGAGAGGACUGGUUUCGGAGAUCUGUACGUCACCGCUACAGGAGGAGCCUUAACAAGCUGCUGCCUGUGCCACCUGGUACCGGUGUCACCCAGCUGUUGCGCCAAAUGAAACAAUAAAAAGAUCCAAACGUAAGAGCAGCCGAUGUUUUAUACCUGUGUCACUUUGUCUUUAGUUGUGAAGACAUCUGCGUGCACACGAUCGCGAUAAAACACAUUAUUUAAUCCCAUUUGCGGCAGUGUUUUGGACGUGCCAUGACAACGUAUGACAUUUGUACUGUCAUUUCUUGCUACCCCAUCGAAAAUUGUGUGCAUGCGCAUUUUAGUGCACAUUUAAUGCUCUUUAAAUGGCACAUCCAAAACACUGCUGCAAAUGGGAUUAAACAAUGUGUUUUUUAUUGCGAUUGUGUGCACGCAGACGUCUUCACAACUAAAGACAGAGUGGCAAAGGUUUAACACAUUGGCUGCUCUUAGGUUUGGAUCUUUUUAUCGUUUCAUUUAUCAUGACAGCUGGGUGACACUGGUACCAGGUGGCACAGGCAGCAGCUUGUUAAUGCUCUUCCUGUAGCGGCGAUGUACCGAUCUCUGAAACGGGGGAUCUAAAUUUGUAAACCAGUCCUCUCAAGAUAAAGUAACAGCACAUUUUAAAUUUAAACAACUAUGUUCUUGUCUAAAAUUGUGUUAAAACUGAAUUUGUUGAUCGGUAAGAGCCAUAUUUACCAUUUAUAUUUCUCAUACAGAAAGGCCUGUGUGGUACCUCAGUCGACCAGCGGAGGCACUUGUGAGUAAACGCUCCAUUGGGUCAUAUUUCAGUGCAUAAAAAAUGACCCAUUAGGUCGUAAUGGAUUGGAGGACUUGCCAGCAAAAUCCCCGUCCUAAAAGCGUUCAUAAACCUGGUCUCUGUGGUUAAAUUUAGUUCAGAUGGAUUGAUGUGGACAAUUUGGACUCAACAAAAGUUAGACCUCGAUUCCCCUUUAGGGAACAGAGUCUGAGACCACUGUGAAAUCUACCCACAUAAAGAUAAUCUGAAUACCUCACUGUAUUUUAGUUGAAAACUUUCUCAGAUACUGAAACUUCUCAGAGGUUCUUUUAAAUCAGACAAAUUCACUCGACAAUCGACAUAAAAGCAGCAGAGUGAAAGGAGACAGCCUCUGAAAGUGGCCAAGAGGUAAUUUCCACUUCUUUUCAAACACACAACCUCACUGGAUCAUCGAGUUGACAGCCAAUCAAAGGAGUCGGUCCGUCUGUAGAAGCUUGUAAGCUCUGCUUUCGUACUGUCAGAAAGUUUCUCCAAAAUCCACCGAAAAAACCUCUCUUUUUUUUUUUCAGUGAACUUGAGUUAGAGCAGGAAGGAGGUUUACCUGACACAGAGGAGCAGGUACAUCAAUGAAAUCUUUGUGUCUCACUCAGUGAACCUUCAUAUAACCCUCAUAAUUAAACAUGUUGACGUUACUAGAUCUACUUAAUUUCUGGUAAAUGAUACGCCACAGAAAAAAAAAGAAAACAUUAGAUUUGUAGAUUUUGAAGUUUGAGGUUUGAGGAACAAAUAACUCGUUCGCCAUCCACCAUUGUUGCUGUUAGAAGCUCCUUCCCCAAAAUCUGUGGAGCCUCUUUUCAACUAUAAGUCAUAACAUUAACCAAAUAAAGUCAAUUAUAAGUUUUGGUCACUUUUGUGUUUCCUCACCUCAUAUCCUUUUGUUUCAGCGAUGUGAAAACCAUCUUACUUGUGUUAAUUUAUAGAGCAGAUUUUCCCGUGUGUUUGUGAGUUUGAGUCAAAACUUUGAGCCGAGUAUUCAGCCGAGAUAAUCCACAGUUAGUAAACGUAUGUUUGACUCUGAAGUGUCAAUGAAACACGGCGAGUGGGCAAUCAAACACAGGUGUGUGACACAAGACACAGGUGAAAGCACUGAGAGAGAUCAGACGAGAGAGGAUCACACUGGGCCAGGAAGUAAAACGGAAAGGGCCAAUCAGGGAGAGGGGAUAUUCUGGGGUAAAAUAAAUUUAGGGUCAAACACAUCAUCUCUAGUUAUACCAACUUUAGUAACAACCGCAGGAUAGCAAUACAGACAGCCACGCGCUCAACCAAAACACCACUCUAUAGCCACAAAUAAUGUUCAGAGCAGCACCUAACUUCAUCAACAGUACAUAUAGGGUCCCAGCCAUUGUACUAGCCACCAAUCAUCUUUUUAUCUUUGACUAAUUCCUUUAGCAAAGAGACUAAACACAACUCACCUACUCUCUUUCAGCAGCCGCUUGUUGUAACGAGACCUCGGGCCAGUCCAUUACGGACUACAGUGGGGUGACGCAGCUCAAGGAAGAACAUUUAUGAUCAUUUCUAGGGCUGCACGAUAUUGGAAAAAACUAACAUUGCAAUUUAUAUAUAUUGCAAUAUUUAAAAAUACAGGAAUUUUCAGCAGAUGACCUGAAUAGCACUUUCUGCUGAAAUCUUGAGGACAGUUAACUUGCACUGAUCUUACCUCUUUUAGUGAAUGUUAGCAGAAUGGCUUUUGUCUGUCUUAGAGAUAUUUUUAGCUUUUAUUGCGCUGGGACGUUAUUGUGGAAACAGAUGAACACAAAACAGUGAUUUGGUCGACAUUAUCCUUCUUGCAACCGAAAUAAUUCCAGAUAAAUGACUUUCCCUUUCUUUUUGGCAAUUUUCGGUGGUUUUCUCUUGUUCGUUUCUCAUUUUGCAAUCGUUGUUGUUGUUACCGAUGUUGUGCCAAAAAAUGCAUGUCCACCGAGAAUUUCAUGCACCUCGCAAAAUGCUCAUCACUUAUAUUAGAGUGGUCCACGGAAAUGUACAAUUUUAAACCCAUACAGUUCUUAUUCGUGGGGUUAAACAGUGAUGAGUAAUGUUCCCAAAGUAAUUCUUAGCGGGCAUGCAUCUAUCAGCAUAACACCGGCAGCACCAACGGCUCACUCCAUGUGCAGGGGUGUGGUUUCCUCCUCUUUGAUUUUGAUUGACGGCUGGCAGGGUAGCCUGAUUGGCAAGUGAGUAAAGAACAAAUGUGAUUGAUGGAUCGCUGCACAGCACAUGCAGAGUCACAUGCAGUGUAUCUCAGUCAGCUACACUUGAAAUUAGAUGAGGUCAUCCGCCUCCUACAUCGCAAGCUCUGCAAUGUAACUAUUGCGCACACGUGCAUCGCGAUGACGAUGCUCAAAUGAUAUAAUGUACAGCCCUAAUCAUUUCUUUAUCAUUCACCAUAUUAAUCAUUUUGCACUGCAGACGCGGUAGUUCUUCUGCCUUAGCGUCUCGAUCUGAUUGUAUUUCCAUGAAGAAAUUAUCAUAAAUGUUCUUCCUUGAGCUGCGAAACUCUGCCAUACUCAGUGAUGGACUCAUCAACCCGUGAAGUUAAAAAGAUGUUUGGUGGCUAGUGCUAUGGCUGGGACCCUAUAUGUACUGUUGAUGAAGUUAAGUGCUGUUCUGAGCAUUAUUUGUGGCUAUAGAGUGGCGUUUUGGUUGAGGUUUGUUUAUGGCUCCUCAGACCGCUGUGUAUUGCUAUCCUGCGGUCGUUACUAAAGUUGGUAUAACCAGAGAAGCAAGCGGUCGGCAACAUUCAUCUCUGGAGAGGGUGUGUACCUUGAUGUUACAGUGUGUUGGACCCUAAAUUAAUUUUAUGCCGGAAUAUCCCUUAACCCUGCAACAUAACAACUCCAAAAAAACAAAAGAUGAAACAUAAGAAUAAUUAAAUAAACAAAGAAAAGACUGAUGAACAAAGUCAACAAAAUAAAACAGGGAAUUCUGGGAAAUACAGAACAGCUCAUGACACACUGCUUAUAAGUUGACGUACUGUGGAUAACACAACGGGAGCUGUGACUCACAAACAUCAGCGGGUAUACAUGUGGAGGAUCUGUCCAGGUGUGAACAGGUGUCUUCUUGUUGUAUCCACCCCUCACUUCUGCUGGUCAUGUGUUCCCUCUUCUGGAGAUCUGGAUCAACAUGACUGGACAUGGAUCACAUGUUCACCUUGACCACUAAAUGUCUCUCUCUGUCUUGCAGAUCGUCCUCUCACUCAGACUCCAUGGCGUCUCCUUGACUGAAAGUCGUCCGGUCUCUCCGUCGUCUCGAGGAAAUCCCCGUCUUCCGUCUCCAACCCUGUAGAGUCUCCCCUCGUCACCAUGACAGCGGCUCCUCAAACGCCCUGUCCGUCAGAGCUCAGCGGACUUUCCAACAACAACCUCAGCCUUGUCUCCGUCAACCCGCCCUGCAACCAGAGCAUCAGGACCCCCCCUUACACGCCACAAGCCACCGCAGCCUUCGCCAUCGGGAUUACCUCUAUGAUGGUCAUGACUAUUGUUGGGAACAUCCUGGUCAUCAUCGCAGUCCUGACCUCCCGGUCCCUGAAGGGGGCUCAGAAUCUUUUCCUGGUGUCGCUAGCUGCGGCAGAUAUUUUAGUCGCCACGCUAAUCAUUCCUUUCUCGUUAGCUAAUGAGCUGCAGGGCUACUGGGCGUUUAGCUCCAUCUGGUGUGAAAUCUACCUGGCGCUGGAUGUCCUCUUCUGCACCUCCUCUAUUGUGCACUUGUGUGCAAUAGCACUUGACCGCUACCUGUCCAUCUCUCGGCCUGUGUCCUACGGCACCAAGCGUACACCCUUGCGUAUUAAAGCUUCCAUCGUGGUGGUCUGGCUGAUCUCCGCGGUCAUCUCUUUCCCUCCUCUGCUCACCCUGGACAAAAGCAAAGGAGGUAACGGGGUAUGUGAACUCAACAGCGAGCGCUGGUACAUCCUCUACUCGACCAUCGGCUCGUUCUUCGCCCCGUGUGUGAUCAUGAUUCUGGUGUAUGCGAGGAUUUAUCAGAUCGCUAAGAAGCACACACGCCACCCGCCGGGACACAAGCAGAAAGUGGCAGCGGGGGGAAAUGCGAGUGUCGCAAGUAAUGAGCCAGCGGUAAAGCAAUCCGGGCAGUUGCACCAAAACGGGGACCGAGGCGGAAGAACUACCAGCCUACGGGACAAGGUCCACUUUAAAAUGCCUGAGUCUGAAUCUACUCCAUCAUCACUCCGAAGACCUUCUGAGUCCAACACCCAGAAACCUCCUGAUUUAAGUCCCACUCCCAUCCAGAAAUCCACCUCCUCCCCAUCAAUCCCUCAGCAGGACAGCCAGGUCCCCCCAGCUGAUCCUCGUAUAGUUCCUCAGACACAUCACAUCGAGAGGGGGGAAUCACUUCCUGACAAUGGCUCCACCUCCGGCUCUGAGGCCGAGCUGGAAACUGGCGAGGACAGAGCUCUGAGGGACGGUAACAAAGAAGAGGCGAGCAAGAAUGAGGAGAAGACCUCAGAGACCCCCCAAAGCAAAAGCUUCAGAGUCCAGGUGCUCAACCUGGCUCACAGAUACAAAAACACCAUGGCCACAUCAUCAGGGACCAAACUGGUCUCAGAGGAAACACCUACGAAGCAGGGGACGCCGAUUUCCCGCCGCAAGGCCAUGAUGAACCGGGAGAAGAGGUUCACCUUCGUCCUGGCAGUGGUGAUGGGGGUCUUCGUGAUCUGCUGGUUCCCCUUCUUCUUAACCUACUCUCUGCAGGCCGUUUGCCCCGAGACCUGCAGCAUCCCCAACCCCUUGUUCAAAUUCUUCUUUUGGAUAGGGUACUGCAACUCCUGCCUCAACCCGGUCAUCUACACGGUCUUCAACAACGAUUUCAGGAAGGCCUUCAAGAGGAUACUGUGCAGAAACACUAAGGGGACGUUCUUCUAGAAAGGAGUAAUUCUUUGGACUGCUGGAGGACAGAAAGACUGUUUUGUGUGAUGUUUAAAAACUUUUCAUUUCUUUGUGAGUCGGACCAGGACUGACCUUCUUCAGCAGCUGCAUAAACACUUGAACAUUAAGGAGGAAAUUGCAUCCAUUUUCUCCUCUCCUUGUGUUUGUUUGUGGGCCUCGCAGCUUCUCUCCAACAAAGAGGACUUCAGAAAAACCCUGGUCAAGUGGCUGAAUCAAUUAUCUUUAAUGUUAUUUAAGAAUGCAGUGUAAUUGUAUUUAAUGACUCUGAAGGAGAGUGAUCUGAUUAUAUUUUGAAACGGAAGUCAGGAUCUGUGCUACAGGGUCUGUGUUUAGUAAUUUAAAGUACAACGAUAGUGUGAGUCUGUUUGUGUGAGCGUGUAUGCAUAGGAGACGAGGAGGACUGCCUUAGGGUCUAACUGGAAGAGAACAAAUAUCACUAAGUGUCCUUGAUUGGAGAUAAUAUGGGCACUCAAAGAACAUAAGAUCAGGGAAACCGCGAGCAUCCUCCUCUGUGCCUCGACCCGCUCCUCUCUCUUUCUCGUCUCAUCUCCAGCUGUAACCUGGAACGUGUAAAUUAUGGCGGAUAGUGCUUUUUCCCUCUCAGUAUUCCCUUGUCACCGCGAACAGCUGAAUGUAACACCUCACAUGGGGGAUCGCUCAUUAAGGUUGUAGCCAGGAGGCUUUUUCUAGAGCGAGAGAGCCAGUGAAGAAGGCUGCAUGAAAGACGUGAAUAUGAAACUUGGACGAGGUUGUUCACUUCCCCCACUUUCUUUCUUUCAUCUUGCUUUAAAGCUUCAGAGAUAUUUUCUUCCCCCUAAACGAAAACACGACGCAGAACUGCUGUGCUGCUUUUGUUUCCAGUUAGCUCACAGGUUUUAAUUUUCACCGUUUAAUGACCAUGAUGGACAGUGAGCAUUGUGCCCUUUUUAAAGCAAUACGGACUGUAUGUGAACUCAGAGCUGACCCUGACUAUGAGCUGAAUCUCAGAUGAAGACGCUCCUCCUCUCUCUGGACUGAUCUGGUUUUGUGGGUGUGUGAAGAGUGUGUGAAGAGUGUGUGUGGCUGAGUUUGCUGCAGCAUGCUUUUGAGAAAUGCACUUCUUAUCUUUGGCCAACAGAACUCUGCUUGACUGAAGCACCCAGUACUGUAUACAUGUGUAAGAUAACCCUGGUGGUGGAAUCUGCUUUUGUACAGUCGCAGCUUAAACACUAAGAGUAGUUGUGCUUCUUACUUUAAAGUCCAGCUGAAAUAAAAUUAACAUUUUUUCCUGCCAUGUGAUCGAGCACUUACUUGGCUGUGUUUGGAGGAAUAAGAUGGCGGGGCUUUUAGAUAACAACGCAAAUGCAAAGAGGUGCAAACCUAAACCAGGUCCACACCUCUGAAACCUGUGUGACGAUGUAAAGAGAGUGUUUUAAUGUUAUGAAUGUCCUGAAAUGACAUUAAAAAUUGUUUCCUGCAAAGAAACAUAAAAAAAGGUCUCACCAUGCCGACUGAAAUGGCACGCCAUGAGAAAUAACAUUUAAAAAAAGGGAAAUCAACACAUUUGUAAGAUUAUUGCAUAUAAAGUGCAGUAAGAUCUGUUUAUUCUGGGAUCACAGUGCUGAAGUGAGACAGAUUUCAGCAUAUUUAAGGGUGUAUCAAAGAUAGGACCCAGCAGAGACGAACACAGAGACCCAGCAGAGGGACAAUAACAGUCAAAACUGAGGCUUAACCGGGACAAAUACAGUCAAACUGAGACUCAGCAGAGGGACAAACACAGUCAAACUAAGACCACACGACAAUUACAGUCAAACUGAGACUCAGUGGGGACAAAUACAGUCAAACUGAAACCACAGGGACAAAUACAGUCAAACUGAGGCUCAGCAGUAACAAAUGCAGUUAAACUGAGACCACAGGGACAAAUACAGUCAAACUGAAUCUUAACAGGGACAGAUACAGUCAAACUGAGACUCAGUGGGGAUAAAAUAUGGUCAAACUGAGACCACAAAGACAAAUAUAGUUAAACUGAGACUUUACAGAGACAAAUAAUGUCAAACUGAGACUUAACAGAGACAGAUACAAUGAAACUGAGACUACAAGGACAAAUCCCCAAGCACUCUAUAGCUGGAACAGAACCCCCACAGUUGGUGUCCUUCAGAUAAGUCCAGAUCUGCUCCUUGCUAAAGCUCAGCAAACACAAUGUUACUGGAUACUUGUGGUUGUCAAUGUCUACUCACUAUGAGAGUAAAUGUUUAUGAUUACGAUAAUCAACUUUGUGGCACGUCAACAAAAACCUAAAACGUAGAAACUACCAAGCUACCACUUUUUCCACAGGGGGCGCCAGAGUCAACACAGAAAUUUACUCACAGGAGCUUUAAAUGCCUUUAGCAAAUGUCUAAUUAAAACUGAAACAUUCAAACUCAUAUACAGGAGUUUGUACUAAACAGUUACAGUCGAGUCACACAGUCAUGCAGCCAAUCAGAAACUGUUGUGGGCGGGGCAAACUGAUGCGAGAAAGACAAGUAAGAGCGCAGACACAGCUAAAGCUGAUUGGCAAGUUUUGUCGCCCUGAAACAGAGAGGUACCAGCUGCUGUGGUAAAAGUUAAAGGCUUUAUGAACCAUUUCUACUUCAUAUCAGAAAAUCAGCUGUUUUCAUACCAAUCAGCGACAUUUCUAUGAUUUCAGCUGGACUUUAAAAAAACAGCUCGUUGGAUCCCUCUGUACCUCCUUGUAUCUCCUGUGCUGUCGUUGUGUAUCGCUUUAAUUUCCGACUGACUUGAUGUAAAGGGUCGAAUAAAGGACUCAGUGAGACUGCGUAAA
This is a messenger RNA of Xyrichtys novacula (pearly razorfish), 9827 nucleotides long. The record is from the annotation of a GenBank genome assembly. Lineage: Eukaryota; Metazoa; Chordata; Actinopteri; Labriformes; Labridae.